Molecule: messenger RNA, 1185 nt
Organism: Telopea speciosissima
Lineage: Eukaryota; Viridiplantae; Streptophyta; Magnoliopsida; Proteales; Proteaceae
Exons: 8
Coding region: 30-914 (294 amino acids)
Biological process (GO): ceramide metabolic process
Cellular component (GO): membrane
Molecular function (GO): hydrolase activity, acting on carbon-nitrogen (but not peptide) bonds, in linear amides
Source: RefSeq, a predicted model, not a curated record
UAACAGUGAAAGUCUCUGUUCCUGAAGGGAUGGGGAAACGAACUGUGUAUGUAUGGGUAGUUGCGACUCUGUGUUUUAUAGUUCUGAUGAUCAUAACUCCUACCAUUCCCCAGUCUCAAGAAUACCACAACUUCGCUGAUCAACGCGUGUUCUUUGGGAUACCUAAUACAUUGAACGUGGUCUCAAAUUUUCCUUUCCUGGUAAUCGGUCUCAUCGGGCUCAUACUCUGCCAUCAUGGGAAUUAUUUUAAGUUAAGCUUGCAAGGGGAACUGUGGGGUUGGACAUGUUUCUUUGUUGGUGUGGCUGCUGUUGGUUUUGGUUCAUCUUAUUACCAUCUCAAGCCAAAUGAUGCUCGACUUGUAUGGGACCGUUUGCCGAUGACAAUUGCUUUUACAUCCAUUGUUGCAAUCUUUAUCAUUGAAAGAAUCGAUGAGCAAAAGGGGAGGACAUCUAUUAUACCCCUUAUUUUGGCGGGUGUAAUAAGCAUUUUGUAUUGGAGGUUCUUUGAUGACCUCCGUCCAUAUGCACUUGUCCAGUUUGUUCCUUGCAUUGCAAUUCCUAUAAUGGCUAUCUUGUUGCCACCUAUGUACACACAUUCUACUUAUUGGCUCUGGGCUGCAGGAUUUUAUCUGAUAGCUAAAGUGGAGGAAGCUGAGGACAAAUUGAUUUACAAAUGGACUCAUCAUAUUGUCAGUGGGCAUACCCUCAAGCAUCUAUGUGCUGCAAUGGUCCCUGUUUUCUUGACACUCAUGCUUGCAAAAAGGAAUAUUGAACCAGUGAGGCAAAGUUUGUUCGAGGUAUGGAAGAUUUCCUGGACAAAGGUUAAAAAUGACAGGUUGAUGGUAGAGACUUGUACCUCUGCCUACUCAGAAGUGUCUACAGUUGAGCCACAUUCGACGGUUAACCUGACUUGAGUUGUAAGACAUUUGGGCACCAACUAAAUACAUGAGUUACACAUACAGACAAUCUUCAAAGUAACAGUCAGAGAGCUACCUUUUAUGAUCACCUUUUUUCUUUUAUCUCAACUAAAAAAAUUUACCAAGUAUUAGCUCAUAUUAAUAUGGAAAAUGUCUUAUUCUUUUUUCUCAUCGGGAUCUUGUUGUACACAAAAAAACAUCAAUGUAAAUAUUAUUAACUUACUGAACCUGCCUGUUUAGCAAAUGCUAUUAAUGGCUAUCAUUUACU